AUGGAUCAUUCAAACAUUCGAACAUUCAAAAGACCACUUGAUAUCCCAACAAGAGAACAACUUGCGGCUAUUUUCAAUCCACCUAAACGACUGAGGAAUACUCAAUCGUUGGAUAGCCCAUCAAUACCUAGAGGAACGCACUAUGUUAACGAUGAAAAUGUGCCGACAAGUUUCAAUAUGUCGUCAACUAUCAGACAAAAUAAUUUAGAUGCAAAUGGCAAGCACCCCCAUUACCUCCCCCCAUUCGAUCAAAAUCAACUGGAAAUUAAAAAUAACGCACCUUUAUUAAACUCAGUUCCACCUGAUAUCGUACCUAUUGUCCAUCCACCAGCAAUCACAUCGGAUUUUUUCACUGAUGUCACUACGGAUUUAAGUAAUGAAAACACUGCCGAACAAAUUUAUGGUAUUCUCAAGAAAUUUCCGCCACCUAUACCACCUCCGGCACCACUACCAGAAAUCUAUGGCGAUGUAAGUGAUGAUGAGAGAGGUGGAAUCAUGGUCCCAUUCAUUUACCCACCACCGCCCGUUGUCAAUAUUGAUAAAUUACCAUUCUCGUUAACCCAAUUUAGACGAAAAUUUCAAAAUUCUAUUAAUGAAUUAGAAGAUCGUGAGAAUAAAGCAAAUGAUAGAGAGUCCCCUGAGAAGAACCAAACGAGAGAGGGAAGCUCUUUCCUGUCGAAAGAGAUUGAUAAGCAACCACUUGCUGAUACCGAAGGACAGGUACAGAGUGAAUGUGAAUCAAAAGCUGCCAGUGCUGCACAUCCACCCGCUCCAGGCCCUGCAAAAAGAGGAAGAAAACCAAAAAUAAGACCUGAACAAAUUCAAGCAAAAAAAGAGGAGGAAGAGGCAAAAGCAAAAGCAAAAGCAAAGGCGGGGAUCGAAGCUGAAGUAAAAGAAAAUGAACGAAAACAAAGUCUUCAUCCAGCAGCACCUGCAGAUGGCAUGAGCAACGAAAAGCGUGACUCGCAAUCAGCACAGCCUAACAAUACAAGCGCUGUGGCUGGAGCUGGUCCUGUUGAAGAAAAUGACCGUUAUGUAUAUGUGCAAGCACCUCCAUUGCCGUUUCCUCCAGCAAAUUAUAUGGCUUAUCCAUUGUCAGCCCAAAAGUCCUCCUUGGUUCCGGAUGAUGUAUUUACUUCGCUACUUGAAGCUAAUGAAGAGUUGCCACGAGUAGACAUGGUAGUGGCUAGUGCCGCAGGUUCACUUUUCGACUUGAGAAAGGAAGCAUUGGAGAAGGGAUUGACGAGGGAUGAUUUUGAGAGGCAAAAAUUGCAAAAGGAAGUUGUUGAAAUAUUUCUGGAUGACAGUAGUGAUGGCGAUGUUCCGACUGAUAAUGAACGGUAUAGUAAUGAGGAUUAUUAUUCCAAAAUUGAUGACGAAGUUUAUCAAGAUGUUUAUCAAGCACAAUGGCCAAAGGUUAAUAUUUUUAACAAACUGCAUGCCGAUCCUCAGUACUCUAAGGUGAACUCGCAAUUGAGCAAUGUUAAGAAUAAGCCGAUUGUUGACGAUAAGCAGGAUUUGGAAGAUGUUUAUUCUUAUCCCUUUGAAGCAAUGACUGGUUUGGAGAGAAUUGAUAGGCUGAAUGUGUUUCCCGCUCAUUCCCAAGACUUCCUACUAAGCACAGGCACAUUGAAGGAGAAACGAAGAAAAAACUUGCGUACUCAUUUGGAAAACAUUGAAGAAUUUGAACAGAGGAAUCGUGAUGAUAUCUAUCGCGCCAAGAAGUAUAAGCUUUUACAACGAAUUGAUAAUUUACAUGCAAGCAAGAUCCAUUUUAGAAAUUCAGUAAUUCGUGAUGAAGAAUUGAAGGAAACCCAACAUCGAUUAGAGAUUGAACGUGAUUAUGAAUUAGUAAAGUUGAAAUUAUUUGAAAAAUAUGAAUUAUUGAAAAACUCAAUGAUUUUUUACGAGGAUUCAAACAAGGUUUAUAAACAUUUGAAUAUGAUUUUGAUCAACAGGUUGGAGAAGUUGAAGAAUUUUUUUGAAUAUCAACAUGAGUUAUUCACUCAUAUGUUGGAACAGCUGAACCGUAGUGGUGGUGGAGCUGAUGUGUUUGACAUCUCGAAUAAAAACUCAUCAAAAUUAUUCCAAGGGAUAUCUCACGCGAAUGAAGACAAGUCUAUUUCUGCUGCAUCGUCUUCUUCUGAUGAAGCUAAUGGUGAAGCUGGUGGCCAGUUGAAGCAUGCAAGUGAGUCUGAUAAACUAUUAAAUGAAAUGUUGAACUCGUCAUCCAAAUUUGCUCUAGUUCAUGAUUUCAUGCCAUUGAUUACGCAAGAAGAAUUUAAUAUAAUUACUAGUGAUGUCCCCAAGAAGCUUAAGCCAUCAACAUCAACAAAGAUGUCAAUGAAGCACCAAAUUUUUGCUAAUCCAAUUUAUGAUCGAUUAAUGACUUCUGGGUCUGAUACCAAUGCCAGUGAUUCAAAUGCUACUGGGUUCAAGAGCGGUUCACCACAGCCACAACUGCUGCAACCAGGACCAAAAAGAAGAGGUAGACGUGCUGCAACUGCUGCCACUGCUACUACUACUACUACCACCGGUCAAUCCAAUAUCCCUCCUUCUUCGUUAAAUGGUACUGCUAGUGCAAUGAAUAGAUCCGCAGGUGGAUCAUCAUUGACAACAACAGCAACAGCAGUAGUAGCACCAACAAUGCAAAACACAUACAUGAGAGAUUCAGUAGCUUUUAAUCAUCGAUAUACUGAAGCUGGAUUGUUAGCCAAGAUUACUAAACAAUUUUAUGGUCCCCAGCUGGCUAAUUCAGAUGAAUUGAAUCAUGAUUUACAGUUGAUGGGUAUAGAUUCGAGAUGGCCAGUAGGGAAGUAG
This is a messenger RNA of Lodderomyces margitis, 2820 nucleotides long. It is a transcript of the gene FGR47, whose product is annotated as Fgr47p. The transcript has a single exon. The coding region runs from base 1 to 2820 and encodes 939 amino acids. NCBI's taxonomy places the organism in Eukaryota, Fungi, Ascomycota, Pichiomycetes, Serinales, Debaryomycetaceae. The record is from RefSeq and is a predicted model, not a curated record.